This is a messenger RNA of Halteromyces radiatus, 1391 nucleotides long. Its product is annotated as X-domain of DnaJ-containing-domain-containing protein. The coding region runs from base 77 to 1234 and encodes 385 amino acids. Lineage: Eukaryota; Fungi; Mucoromycota; Mucoromycetes; Mucorales; Cunninghamellaceae. The record is from RefSeq and is a predicted model, not a curated record. The transcript is spliced from 6 exons.
AUCUCGAAAACCAGAACCAUAUAUCAAAACCACAUAAGUCAAAUGCUUUGCUUGUCACAAGGUGGUAACCUAUGAUAUGGAUGCCACGGGAACUGGACUGAAGAAUGCCAAGAAUGGUACAAAACCAAAACUUUCAAGAAAACGAGGAUCUGACGAACAUCCAAUCUCUACAGAAUACUAUGAUUUACUUGGUGUAGCAAGUUCUGCCUCCCAAGAUGAUAUCAAGAAAGCAUAUCGUAAAAAGGCCAUUCGUUUCCAUCCUGACAAGAAUCCAAACGAUCCAACAGCCGAAGACAAAUUCAAGAAAAUAUCCGAAGCAUACCAAGUAUUAUCAGAUCCUAAACUUCGAAAACGUUAUAACGAAUUUGGUGAAGAAAAUGGUGUCAAACCUGAUGGUGGUUUUGUGGAUCCUGAAGAAUUUUUCAAACAAUCGUUUGGUGGAGAUCGAUUUAUUGAUAUUAUUGGGGAAAUCUCGAUUGGAAAAGAUAUGCGUGAAGCAUUGGAAACUGCGGAAACUGAAGGGGAACAAGAUGAUACUACGACGUUGACAGCCGAAGAAAAAGCGGAACGUGAAGCUCAAAAGGAAAAAUCUGAACAGGAACGGGCAGAAACAAGGGCGAAGCGAGUAGACACUUUGGCUGAAAAACUGAUCAACAAACUCAGCCUGUAUACAGAACUACCAGAUACCUCGGAAUCAUCAGUGCAAGCCUUCAAGAGCAUUGUUCAGAUCGAAGCUGAAGAACUGAAAACGGAAAAUUAUGGUGUGGAACUUUUGCAUGCUAUUGGAUAUACUUAUAUGGCCAAGGCAAAUCAAUAUCUAGGAAAGAAUAUCGCUUUUGGUUUGGGUGGUAUGUUCCAUAGUGUCAAGGAAAAGGGUUAUAUCUUUAGUGAAACAGUGGGUACUCUUCGAACCGCAUUAGAUCUACAAUCAAGCUUUAGUGAACUUCAAAAGGCUGAAGAAAAAGGAUUAACUGAAGAACAACGACAAAAAUUGGAAGAAGAAGCAGCAGCCAAGGGAUUACAAGCAAUUUGGCGUGGAUCAAAACUGGAAGUAGAAAGUGUAUUACGUGAUGUAUGUGAUAAAGUAUUGGGUGAUCCUACCGCUUCUAGAGAAACUCGCAAGCAACGUGCCAUUGGAUUACGGAUGAUUGGAACUAUAUAUCAAAAGGUCAAAGCUGACGAAUCUCCUGAAAUCUCCUUGGGCAAAGAAAAUGUGAAUCCAAAUCAUCAUUAGGUUAUUUUAUCUUACAUGCAUAUAUAGUUUAUUUUUAUUCUCUAUCAUGCCUUUAUUAUUGUAUAGUAUAGUAUGAUGUGUUUUUUUUUAGUUUAGUUUAGUUUAGUUUUGAUAUCCCUUUCACCCCCCAAGUUAUAUAUAUAUAUAUUUUUCUUCU